Messenger RNA from Trypanosoma theileri, 1161 nucleotides. RefSeq lists its product as uncharacterized. The record is from RefSeq and is a predicted model, not a curated record. The transcript has a single exon. The coding region runs from base 1 to 1161 and encodes 386 amino acids. Lineage: Eukaryota; Euglenozoa; Kinetoplastea; Trypanosomatida; Trypanosomatidae.
AUGAUAACGAAUAGCAAUUUAUGGCAAAAAGCUCUUCAUGUGCUGCAGGAAAAAUCAUGGGGAAUUGGACGAUCUCCAACAGCAAAACAAUGGCUGGAGUUCUUUACAUCAUCUCAUACUCUUUCUUCCACUGUUGUUUCUCCUAAUACUAUCCCCACAUCCUCUCGUAGUAGUUGUUCUUGUUGUUGUGAUUGGGCAUCGCCAUUACCAUUAAAGGUCCGUUCACUCAUUCAUGAGAGUGUGAUGGAUCUUGUUCGAUUGGCUCGAUUAGAGCAGUUGCUCACAUCCCCCACAGCGGGAAUUCUUAAAGAAACGUCUAACAUAAAUGAGAGUACAAACACAGAGAGUUCUCUCAAUAAUAAUAAUAAUAAUAAUAAUAAUAAUAAUAAUAAUAAUAAUAUCCCAGAGGAUGUGAAGGGUAUAUUUCUCUCAACAGAAUCUUCCCAUACUGUGAUGUUUACAACAGAGAUGGAGGAACUUCUCUACUACUGCUGUGCUGUACAUGAGACCCCACAGUCUACACAUCAGUUGGAGUCUUGGUUGUGUGAAGUAGCGGCCUUUUUGCAAUUCUUUCUAUUCCAUCCAAUACCAAAAGAAAUGAAAUUACCACAAGGACGAUUAGUUUUCACAUAUGCAGAGAUCCUUCGCAUCAUCCAUUAUGCUCUCUGUGCCUUAUUCCUCCGUUCAUCUACAGUAUAUAAAGAAGGUGAUAUCAAUAAGAGUAAAUUGUUAUUAGAAGAAGAAGUGGCUCUUCUCGCAUUGUGGCUUUUACGCACAUCAUCGCAGGAAAGUACGGCGUUCACUAUGGAGAUGCUGCAGAAAACACAAUGGCUGUUGGCAUCACGUAAAGGAACACAGUCUUGGCUUCUACAACUCCCAACAAUACUUCGAGUACAUACUACUAAUACUACAACUACUAAUACUACUAUUAAUAGUAAUAAUAGUAAUAGGAGUAAUAGAGAGAGUCAAAGGCUUGUUGAGAUGCAGGAGCGUAGUCCUAUUUGUCAACUCGCCAGCAAAGUCAUUUUGUCUUCUUCACAUGCGGAGCUUCCAAACGUGCGAGUUCCGUUUGUGGAUCAAUUGACUGUUAAGAAUGGAACUGAAAGCGUUUAUAAAAUGCAUGAGUACCUAAGCCGUAUCGCAUUGGAUUCUGGUAAGUAA